Molecule: messenger RNA, 4865 nt
Organism: Brienomyrus brachyistius
Lineage: Eukaryota; Metazoa; Chordata; Actinopteri; Osteoglossiformes; Mormyridae
Gene: mgrn1a
Product: mahogunin, ring finger 1a
Exons: 17
Coding region: 432-2027 (531 amino acids)
Biological process (GO): negative regulation of G protein-coupled receptor signaling pathway; endosome to lysosome transport; protein ubiquitination
Cellular component (GO): nucleus; plasma membrane; early endosome
Molecular function (GO): ubiquitin protein ligase activity
Source: RefSeq, a predicted model, not a curated record
UUCCCACAAUCCUGCCCACAUUCUUCCACCCAUCGCGCGAAGUACUGGAAACGGGGAGUGAAAAAAACCAUCCCGUGCUGUGUUUGUUUUGUUUUUCUUUUCUUUCUUUUUAAUUUUUCGUAAAUGUUCCGUAACUAACGACCAUCGUAUAUAUUAUAGCUUAAUACACUUAGGAAUAAGGAAACGUUCUUAAAAACCGUUACUGGCGAAGGCAACAUAGAAAAUUGUCUUUGUAACUAGAGCAGCUACUCAGACUUGUUACCCUGGAAAACAUCGACGUAGGUGGACCAGGCAGGACUUAGGGUUAAACUGAUAUAACGUUUGGUUUGCAUUUACACGAUGUAUUUGUUUUGAGAAAAAAAUACUGAAAGAGCGAGCUUUCGUGGGAGCUGUGGUUGUCGCUUCGGUGUACGCUUUAAUCUGUUGUAAAGAUGGGAUCCAUUCUCAGCCGAAGAAUUGCUGGCGUUGAGGACAUCGAUAUCCAAGCAAAUUCAGCCUACAGAUAUCCUCCAAAAUCUGGAAACUAUUUUGCCAGUCACUUUUUUAUGGGUGGGGAGAAGUUCGACACCCCGCAUCCUGAGGGAUACCUGUUUGGGGAAAACAUGGACCUGAACUUCCUUGGCAACAGACCUGUGCAGUUUCCUUAUGUGACCCCAGCUCCACACGAAGCUGUGAAGACAUUGAGAAGCCUGGUGAACAUCAGGAAGGACUCUCUACGACUCGUCAGGUAUAAGGAUGAUUCGGACAGUCCUACGGAGGACGGGGGGAGGCCCCGAGUGGUAUAUAGCGUGGAGUUUACAUUUGAUGCGGAUGCCCGGGUGGCCAUCACCCUGUAUUGCCAGGCCUUUGAGGAGUUCACCAACGGCAUGGCCAUCUAUACUCCCAAGAAUCCCAUGAUGGUGUCAGAAACAGUACACUACAAACGAGGAGUGAGCCAGCAGUUCUCACUCCCGUCCUUCAAAAUCGAUUUCACCGAGUGGAAAGAGGAAGAGCUCAGCUUUGAUUUGGACAGAGGAGUCUUUCCAAUGGUGAUUCAGGCUGUCGUGGAUGACGGCGAUGAAGUUUCUGGACAUGCACAUGUGCUGCUGGCUGCCUUUGAAAGACAUGUAGAUGGCAGUUUCUCUGUGAAGCCAUUGAAGCAGAAGCAGAUCGUGGAUCGAGUCAGCUACCUGUUACAGGAGAUCUAUGGUAUCGAGAACAAGAACAACCAAGAGACCAAGCCAACAGAUGAUGAGAACAGCGACAAUAGCAACGAGUGCGUUGUCUGCCUCUCGGACCUGCGCGACACGCUUAUUCUGCCUUGCAGGCACCUAUGCCUGUGCAACUCGUGCGCAGACACACUGCGCUACCAGGCCAACAACUGCCCCAUAUGCCGACUGCCUUUCCGGGCCCUGCUCCAGAUCCGUGCUGUUAGGAAGAAGCCCGGGGCGCUGUCUCCUGUGUCCUUCAGCCCGGUCUUAGCGCAGACCAUGGAGCACGAUGAGCAUUCGAAUUCGGACAACGUCCCGCCCGGUUUUGAGCCCAUCUCCCUCCUGGAGGCGCUCAAUGGCCUGCGCUCCAUUUCUCCCAGCAUCCCCUUGGUCCCCCUCUAUGACGACAUCCAUUUCUCCAGCGGGCUUGGGGAUCCCUUACCGCUGUCGGGUCGGCCGCUUGGAUCGGUGGAGCGCUCCGGAGAUGCGGGACGAGGUCAGAAGGGCAAGGUCAGCAAGUCACCUGACAGCAGCACCCUGAGGUCCCCAUCGUCGCCCAUUCAGGAGGAGGAUGAGGAGAAGCUGUCUGAGGUAUCUGACAGCCAGCCUCACGCCCUGCUCUCCAGCAGUCCCGCCUCCACCGAGGCCAUUGCUGCCGAGGAAGGCCCUGGGUCUGUCACUCCUGAUGAAGAAGAUCGACUUCACUCUAUGGGUGAGAUCUUUCAUGACAGCAGCAGUGAGCACAGCCGUCUAACAAAGACCGAGAGUGACCCACCCGUGGAGCUGUCCCUACCAGCCCCAGUUCCUGACUCCUGCCGUGUUCCUAUUGAGAAAUAACACCGGCUCGUCAGAGUCUACGGAAAGUCUGAAGAGCCAGAGCACCAACAGCUCUAGCCAGCCUCUCCUGUGCCCCCCCAGCAGUCUGCACAUUGAGGAUGAGCAGCUCAUCCCCUAGCGCUGGGCGUGUUCUCUAGACCCCUGUUGCCCUGUCCCAAGACCUGCCUGGUCUAGCUGUCAUCCACCUUCUCUGUCCUUAUUGUCGUCCGUUUGUCCGAUGGAUCGCGCCUGGUUGCAUUCAACCUUGGGAUGACUAGUGCCAAUCAGCACUUGUACAAAUGUCGUCAUCACCUACCAUGUCUUCAGUGUCCUAGCCUUUAUGUGUCGGUGGAAAAACUGCAAACUCCAGGAAUCACCCCUCUCACCUAUGAAGAGCAGCUACGCUACCUUUUAGUGCAAAACCAAUGCACUCGAAACAGGCACUUUUCCCCAGUCAGCUCCAACCAGAGGCCCCGUUGCCGGCACUCGGCCAAUCUGUGCCAGUGGCAGACUGGACUGUUCUACCAGACAGCAGAGAUCACAACUGAAAAUGGCACAGGACUGUCCAUACCUGGUAGCACAAACACACAUCUGAAUUGCCAUUUUGAUAAAUCUGAUUUCGCUCCUCAUCAAACUGAUUUUAAUGGCUGAAAAUGAUCACGCUGAUAACCUCCCAAGGUUAUGUGGUUGACCCAUGACCUUACUUUUAGGGAAAUUAAAUAUUUUUUUGUCGCACAUGAAUUAUACUAAUGUCCAGGGUGCCUUGAGAACGUAACCCCCAACACUUGAACGGGGAAAGGUGGAAGAUUCACAUGUAGUGAUGUCACCCUAAAUCAUCAUUAUUCACAGUGACUAAAUCAGAAACCGUGUAUUCCAGUGGUUUGCACUGCUGGUGAAAUACCCCCUGCAUGCUGGCUGUCAGUGCAAAUCGUUAUCUUAGAAGAGAAACUACAAUCAUAUAUGUCUGUGGUCAUUAUGCUCAUGUCUCCCCGCGUUUCCCUGCUCUGUCUGGCCAACAUUGCAUCCUCGCAUGUGACUAGGCCACUGAAAGGUCAGGCUUACCAAAGGUUGUUGGUCAGGAGCUGUUUUCUCUGUGUUCAAAGCUCAAAAUCUAAGAAAUCAUUUCAAAUACUUGGAUCUAAGCAUCGUUUCACUAAAUAAUAGUAUUUUUCAAUCAAGCUUUUAUUCUUUGUUUUAUAUUGCUGAUUUUAGCUGAAGAUUUAUAUAUGCAUACACUUGUAUAUUUUACUUGCUAACUAGCAAAGCAGAUUUUAACAAGUCUGCUAUCCUGUAUGCAUGUUUUAGCUUGAGGGAUAGCUAUAAUUUAAAUACCCUAUUACCUUUUUCAUACCUAGUGCAUUUGUAAAUUAAAAAUAAAGGUUUCUUGCAUACAUAUAUUUUUUGAUUCACUUAUGUAAACAGCAUUGUCAUACAAGUACAAUUUAACAAUGCUGUCUUCUAUACAGGAAUUACAGUAUAAUCUUCAGUAGUGACUUUGUAAAGCACAAAAAUAUGUAACUUUUUCCUCAUAGAAAAUGAUGCACCCUGAUGCAGUAAGCAGUGGAUUUUGUUAAUGCGACCCAGAAAUCGCACAUUUUGCUGUAUGUUCCUUUACGGUCACACUCUGGCAUGGCUGCCUGGCAGAAAUUAUAGGCUUUGUUUUUUUUUCCCUUUUAAAAAUAAAAUCUCUACUCUAAAGUAUCCAGAACUUACACAUUUGAGUUGCUUUGAAGGGCUUUUAUACAAUUCUGCCGUAAAGGUGCUGUCUUGGGGGUCAGAUUUAACUUUCAGUCUCUUUUAACUGUCAUUCACAAACUAAGAAUAUACCCAAAAAUCGAAAAUACAUCUGGGAAAUGGGCAGGGAUGAUGGGCACAAAUGAGGUGUCACUUCUGAUAACAGUUCAGCUUCACAUUUUCCAUCAACACAUUUGCUGCUUUUCUUACAGUCAUCUACCUUUUAACUAUUUUGGGAAAAGUUACUCAGCUUUGCAAUGAAUGUCUAGUUCUGGGGUGGGAAAUCUUACCCAGAAAGGGACACUGUAUGUAGGUUUUUGCUGUGACUCCCUAAUUAUAUUACUAAUCAGAGGACUGAUUGGCUGAAGAGUUCUCACACCUGGGUUUGGACAGCUGACCUAAAGGUUACCCCAAAAACCUGCAUACACACUGUCCUUUGUGGACAGGAUUGCCCACCCCUGGUCUAGGAAGUGUAAAAGGUGCCUUAUUUGUCCCAGAAAGUCAUUUUAAUGAGUGAUGCUUGUUUAUUAUAAUUCACUGUAGGGGAACUAGUGCUUGAUCGUGGAAAUAGCAAGGUUUCCUUUAGAUGGUGCCUUUUCAAAAUCAUAAUCAUAUCAGAAUUAAACCUCUUAAAUGUGUUAUUCUAGAGAGGUAUAUUUUAAUAAACAAAAAGUUACCUCUGCCCCCCCUCCCAAAUUCAUAUAUUUUUUACUGCACAAUAUUUACUGUUGGUUAUAUGCAUGUCAUUCAGUACAUAUUAUAGCAUCUAAAGUCAUUCACUGUCCAUUUACCUGUAUUGUUAUUUUUUGCAGUUUUGGCAGCAAUUUAUACCGGUAGAGCAAUGAAGUAACUUGAGUUUAGCACGUAUUAGAGGGUGGAGACAGGCGAGCAGUUCUUUAAUCAAGUCGGGAUUCCUUUUUAAAUAUCUUAAGAUGUUUAGGAUAGAAUUUUUUGGAGUAGUAUAUAAUGAAAAUAUUUUCUGCCAAGUAGGAAACAAGCCUGUAAGAAUCUUCCAUUAUUUUAUAUCUACAGGAUGACAGCUGAGAGUAAAGGCCUUUUGUCUUGCUUAUUUUGCAUGGAAAUUUACUCUCUGUUAAAACUAUUAAACAAUUUUUUGAAAAAGGA